Cokeromyces recurvatus is the source of this 713-nucleotide messenger RNA. RefSeq lists its product as uncharacterized. The coding region runs from base 32 to 649 and encodes 205 amino acids. Gene Ontology annotation, cellular component: nucleus; cytosol. Gene Ontology annotation, molecular function: nuclear import signal receptor activity. Lineage: Eukaryota; Fungi; Mucoromycota; Mucoromycetes; Mucorales; Mucoraceae. The transcript has 3 exons. The record is from RefSeq and is a predicted model, not a curated record. Gene Ontology annotation, biological process: protein import into nucleus.
UUUUUUUUUAUUUUAUUUUAUAAUAAUAAUAAUGUUUGGCUGUAUUGCUGCUGGGCGUUUGGUGCAAACUAAUCUACAACAAGUCGAUGUUAAUAAAUAUAUUUUUGAAUUAUCUGAUGCUCAAGCUAUAAAUCACAUUGUAGUUUUUUUACUGGGCACGAUUCCCUUUGAAGCUGGUUAUGCAGCUACAGUUCAUUUACUAUGGCCAAAUAAAGAUUGGCAACUUUUAGGAGGAUUAUCAAACGAAAAACCAAGUGCCAUCUUUCGCCUAAAAACAAAAGAAUCAGCAGUCAAUAUUCCACAAAUAUCAACUACAGCUACAUUAGGUAUCUCUAUUGAACCUAUUGCAGUCGUUCAGCAAGAACUCGCUACUAUACAACAACAACAACAACAACCAUCCACGACCGCACUUGUCAAACCAGGCGCUAACGUAUCACAAGUGGGACAAAUUGCAAAUCGCGUAUUAGAAAAUCUUUACAAUUAUAUCACAUCUUUUACUGUACAAACACUCCCGAUGAAUGCUAUCCCAUUAGGACAAUUAACAGAAAACGGUUAUUUACCCUUAAAAUCAUUUCAAACUUGGUACGAAAAUCUUUCUAGAAAAUUAGCAUCUAAUCCAAAUUAUUUUGACGAACAAAAAUCCGCUUAAAUAAAAGCGUUUUUUAUUUUAUUUUAUUUUAUUAUUUUAUUUUAAUUUAUAAAGAAGAAUUUAC